This is a messenger RNA of Drosophila serrata, 1317 nucleotides long. RefSeq names its product Peptidoglycan recognition protein LD (gene PGRP-LD). Gene Ontology annotation, molecular function: N-acetylmuramoyl-L-alanine amidase activity; zinc ion binding. Gene Ontology annotation, biological process: peptidoglycan catabolic process. NCBI's taxonomy places the organism in Eukaryota, Metazoa, Arthropoda, Insecta, Diptera, Drosophilidae. The record is from RefSeq and is a predicted model, not a curated record.
AUUUAUGACAAUGUUGCGCACGUCAUGCGGGCGAUCUUGCGCUCUUUUCCCUUGUUCUCGUCUCAGUCGCUUAAUGCAGGCCGCUGGUACCGCAUCAAAUCGAUCGGGUGGUGCUUUCCAGUGCGAUCCAGUAAAAAUCUGAUUGACCCACUCCGUUGCACCACCUUGACUGCUCCAAGAACGCAGCAGAUCCGAUCAAAUCAGCCAUGGACUCCAGCCACAUAGCCGUGCGAAUGGGUAAGCCAGACCCCGACUAGAUAACGAGGUGCGUCGAUUAGAUAAAGCCUAAGGCCCGGACAGGCAUCUCUUUGGAUAUCCCAGACGGAGAUUCAGUGGCAAGACGCCAAGAUGUUCGUCAGCGUUCACAGUCUGCGCGCCAUCAACAAGUACUAUGAGAACCAAGACCAGACCAGCCUGGAGAAACUGUGCCGCUUGGCUAAUCAUCUGCACUCUUUUAUCUUGGCUAAGCUCCAUCAUAUGUUGUUUGCUCUAUAUUUCGCUACGACAGCCACGCGCCGCAGCCCCUCGCCGGACGCCGACUCCGUCUCCAAGACCUCGUAUGGCAGCUUCAGCUCCGUCGAGGAUAUCAACGGUCAGGUCCACGAGGAGUGCAAUGUAAGCGAAACCACUCCGCUGCUAAGAACCACCAUGUCGACCUCCACCUCCAGCAGCUCGAGUCUGACAAAAGACUGCCUCAAUUGGCGGUCCGUGGGACUGCUGCUCAUGUGUGCCUCCUCCCUGGUACUGGCCGUGUAUUUGCUCUGGCGACAAACGCAAGAGCCGGACUUUGGCUAUCGGCUCAGUCUCAUCGAGCAUGAUAUAUGGUCGGAUAUGGAUCUGCAAGGUCGAGGCACUCAGCUGGAUCCCCAGAGAGUUGCUACUGUAUUCUUUACCCAUACGGCCAGCGAAGGAUGUCUAGAGGAUUGUUCAGAGCUGCUGCUCAGGUUGCAGCGAUCCCGCGUGGAGGAGCUGCCGUACAACUUCUUGAUCGCUGGUGACUGUCAGACGUUCGAGGCCCGCGGAUGGGGAUACGAGAGCAGUUACCCAGGAGAUCUGCAACAGAAUAAUUCCCUGGUGAUGGCAUUUGUGGGCAACUUCAGUCAAAGGCCACCUAGCAACUGCCAGUUAAGGUCAGCCCAGGCCCUGAUCCUGGAAUCCUUGAAGCGACACAGACUGCAGACCGACUACCAGCUCUACGUGCUCGAUACCGAUGCGGAGGCAGUUCAGCGGGAGCUGGAGCAUUGGCCACGCUACGCAGGUCGCCGUAGGACCAAGUGAGAUUAAGAGACUGGACGACAUGGAUAUGGUUUCCAAACU